CGGGCAGCCACAACAGAACAGCAGCUACGCCUCUAAGAUGGACAACCCCACGGUGGACAAUGAUGCAGCUCGAACCCCCCGGCCCCACAGGCGUAGCAGGAGGGUUCCACUGCAACUUCUGCGGGAACCCUCGACGCUGCACCAGUCCGGCAGCAAGGAGAGACCAUGACGGCCUUCCUGGCCCGCCUGGGCACUUACAUGCAACAAGUCCAAGAGGAACAACAACGUGAGGCGGCAGCCGAAGAGGCACGUCUCAAUGCCAUUGCACACGCUGAAACGCAACGGCGCCGACAGCAAGUGGACGAAGCUGCCAAUCAUAACAAAGCUCGACGAGAUGCCGCAUCUGUCCUCAUGCAACAGGAAGCCGCUCAUAUUGCCACACUCCAAGCUUGGAAUGUUGAUCCGGUGGCAGCAACGGAGCCAACUAUGGAGGAACAGACCAAGUCAGCCCUUGCGAACAUGAUGUACCAAGUCAUCCUCACUUGUAAUUGGCAACAAGUGGGGCUGGCUCGGCAGGCGCGUACCAUUACAGAGCAUGAGGAGACUCUCAAGAGCCUCCACGCCCGCCUUGACAUGCUGGAGAAGGAUAACAUGCCGCACAGGCACACGACAUCAUCAAGCAUUAAUCCACCGAUCCGCAAGCUGGAAGAACGACUGGAUCAUCUAGUCGCGCUUGUCGAAAAUUUGAACAGUUUCCGACAACCGACGACCAUCAGCCAGCAAAUAUCUGCUCUACAAGCGGAUCUGCAUCAAUUGCAGCAGCAACCAACUGGGACCUGCAACAACGUGACGCCGAAGUUCAGCAUCGAGAGGUUUGAUGACUACCACAAGGCGGACCCCAUCAGUUGGUGGCAAGGGUUCACCAAUGAGCUCUCCAUCCACCUGGUCCCGCUCGAGUCGAAGAUCUCAGCACUUUACCUCUGCAACACCGGUGCCAACCAAGUGUGGCUCAACCACCUGGCUCAAACCAAAGGCGUAGAAGUCUCGAAGCUUUACACCAAGAUCACUUGGGAGGCUAUGACUGAGAAGUGGCGAAAACGCUUCAUCGUCGACGACGCUCAGGGCAAAGGCGUAAACCGGAUCUUCAACAUGCAUCAAGGCAGCCAGCCAACACGCGAAUGGCUAACCGAGUGGCAGAAAAUUGAGACGAUUCCAAAUCUGGACAUACCGUUUGUUCAUCUUCGUCGCGAAUUCUUCCAGCGGUCUGUUGACUCGUUGAGCACGGCCCUUGGGGAGCGCAGCUUGUACACGGACUUUGACCAGAUCGUGGAGAAGGCGCGCGAAGUCAUCCAAACCAAUCGGUGGGCAGCCAACGAGCGGCGAAGCCAACCGAAUUUUGUGGAAAAGGGCAAAGGCCCGCGGCCGCAGCAAGUCGUUGCUGUCCAAGGAAAUGGACAAGAGAGCGACCAUGUGAUUACUCACGAGUCUAGUGAAGGAGAUGGAGUCAACGCCCUUCCACCACGACGCAACAACAACAACAAGAAGAAGAAGGUGAAAUCUGCGUCAACAACGGAAGCCGGACAGCCGAAUGGGCCAUGGAAGAAGUUCAACCUCACGGAGGAGCAAUACAAACUCCGUCGGAGGUGGAGCUGUUGCUAUUUGUGCAACAACACCAAGCAGACGCCGCCGCAAUGCCUUGACAAAGGCAAAGAAGAUAAUGCUGGCCCGCUUCCACGCAUCGGCGAUAUUCUCGAACGCUUGGGCGGCGCCCAGUAUUUCUCCAAGUUGGACCUCAAGGCCGGUUACCACCAGCUCGAGAUCCAUCCAAGAGAUCGGUACAAAACCCCGUUCAAGACACGGUACGGGCACUUCGAGUGGGUCGUAAUGCUAUUCGGCCUCACGAAUGCCCCGACCACCUUCCAAGCGGCAAUGACAACGGAGUUUCGCGACAUGUUGGACCGGUUCGUGUUCAUCUACCUCGAUGACAUCUUGGUGUAUAGCCGAACUUUGGACGAGCACAUCGUGCAUCUACGUGCUGUUUUGGACAGGCUUCAUACGACCAAGUACAAGGCCCACCGAGCCAAGUGCAAAUUCGCACAGCAGGAGUUCGAGUACUUAGGCCACUUUGUGACGCCGCAAGGCAUCAGUCCGCUUGCGGACAAGAUCAAGGCCAUUCAGGAUUGGCCGAAACCGACCAACACAAUGGAGGUUCGCUCUUUCAUGGGAUUGGUCGGGUACUACCAACGCUUCAUCGGAGGAUACGCAUGGAUCGCCGCACCUUUGUCCAGAUUGCAGUCUCCACAGGUGCCAUUCCAGUUCACCGACGAAGUUCGCAGUUCGUUCCACAAAUUGAAGACGACGUUGCUCCUCGCUCCUGUCUUGAGUAUCUACGAUCCCACCUUGCCUACGAGAGUGACUACGAACGCUUCCGGCUACGACAUGGGUGCAGUUUUGGAACAACACAACGGAGUAGAUUGGCACCCGGUUGAGUACUUCAGCCAAAAGGUGCCUCCCAUCAACUCGGUUGAUGAUGCGCGGAAGAAGCAGUUGCUCGCGUUCGUCACGGUACUCAAGCGUUGGCAACACUUCCUCCUCGGGCGUCGUAGGUUCACUUGGGUGACGGAUAAUAACCCAUUGACCUACUACAAGACGCAAAACAUGGUGAGCAGCACGAUUGCUCGGUGGAUGUACUUCAUCGAUCAGUUCAACUUCACACCAAAACACAUUCCGAGCCUCCCCAACCGAGCCGCGGAUGCUCUCUCGUGACUCACCACGCGUUCAGUUUCGACGAAGCCCUUCAUCAACAUUUUGUGCGAGCAUACAAGUCCGAUCCAGAAUACGCGACGCUUUACAAGCA
Molecule: messenger RNA, 2797 nt
Organism: Chara braunii
Lineage: Eukaryota; Viridiplantae; Streptophyta; Charophyceae; Charales; Characeae
Source: the annotation of a GenBank genome assembly